Molecule: messenger RNA, 1098 nt
Organism: Eubalaena glacialis (North Atlantic right whale)
Lineage: Eukaryota; Metazoa; Chordata; Mammalia; Artiodactyla; Balaenidae
Gene: TMPRSS12
Product: transmembrane serine protease 12
Exons: 5
Coding region: 1-1098 (365 amino acids)
Biological process (GO): proteolysis; acrosome reaction
Molecular function (GO): serine-type endopeptidase activity
Source: RefSeq, a predicted model, not a curated record
AUGCCUGCCGCCAUCUUGCCCACCAGGAGUUCCGACAUGGGGCUGGGGCUUCUGAGCGCAGCGCUCUUGUUUCUGGGGGGCGCUCUCAUAUGCUCAGAACACUACUCACUCUCCGAAAGGAGUGGGCGCGGGUCCUCGCGGGAACAGGCCGGAGGUCGGAGGUGGCCUGAGGCCGUGAGUGGGAGGCCCAGGGCGCAGGAGCACCAGGCCCCGGAAGAGAAAGUGUUGAACGCAAAGGAUUGUGGAACAGCACCACUUGCAAAUAUGUUCAAGGGGUCUCGGAUUGUAGGGGGCACAGAAGCUCAAAUUGGCGCAUGGCCAUGGCUAGUUAGCCUACAGAUUCAAUCUGGCAGAUAUCUUGCUCAUAUAUGUGCGGGAAGCUUAGUGAAAAAUAGAUGGGUCCUCACGGCUGCCCACUGCACUAAGGACACUAGAGAUCCUGUAAUGUGGAGAGUUGUGAUUGGAACUAAUAAUAUAGACGGGCGUCAGCCACACUCCAAGAAGAUGAAAGUUAAAGCGAUCAUUAUCCAUCCAGACUUCGAUGUGGAAUCUUAUGAAAAUGAUAUUGCACUUUUUCAUUUAAAAAAAGCAGUGAGAUAUAAUGAUUAUAUUCAGCCUAUCUGUCUACCUUUUGGUGUUUUCCAAAGACUGAACCGAAACACGAAGUGUUUUAUAAGUGGAUGGGGAAGAACAAAAGAAGAAGGUAAUAUUACAAAAAAAUUACACGAAGCAGAAGUGCAUUAUAUUUCUCGAAGUUUUUGUAAUUCUGACAAGAGUUAUGGGGAUAUAAUUCCGUACACUUCGUUUUGUGCAGGUGAUGAAGAUGGAGUUUUUGAUACUUGCAGGGGUGAUAGUGGUGGACCAUUAAUGUGCUACUUACCAGAACGUAAACGAUAUUUUGUAAUGGGAAUUACCAGUUACGGAUAUGGCUGUGGUCGAAAAAAUUUUCCUGGUGUCUAUAGUGGGCCAUCCUUCUACCAAAAAUGGCUGACAGAUCACCUCUACCAGGCAAGCAAUGAAGGCAUAUUUAAUAUAAAUAUUCUACUUGGACAGGUCCUUGUAGCCUUAGGGUCUGUUGUCUUACUAGCAGCUCCAUAA